Molecule: messenger RNA, 1259 nt
Organism: Achroia grisella
Lineage: Eukaryota; Metazoa; Arthropoda; Insecta; Lepidoptera; Pyralidae
Gene: Gar1
Product: probable H/ACA ribonucleoprotein complex subunit 1
Exons: 1
Coding region: 77-739 (220 amino acids)
Biological process (GO): ribosome biogenesis; snoRNA guided rRNA pseudouridine synthesis
Cellular component (GO): box H/ACA snoRNP complex
Molecular function (GO): box H/ACA snoRNA binding
Source: RefSeq, a predicted model, not a curated record
AUCGCUACAUACCCGGAAAGCGUGUUGUUUAAAAUAUUUUAGGUUAUUUUAGUGUUUUGGACUUUUAUAUGUAAAAAUGUCUUUUCGUGGUCGUGGAGGUGGUGGCGGACGUGGCGGCUUUGGCGGCCGAGGUGGUGGCGGCGGCAGGGGUCGCGGCGGUUUUGGUGGCGGUGGUGGCCGAGGACGAGGUGGCGGCGGCGGCGGCGGUGGCUUCAGACAGCAGGACUACGGCCCUCCAGAAUCAGUUAUCCCUUUGGGACAUUACGGCUGGAUCGUUCAAGACGACCUUGUGUGUAAAGUGGACAUAGAAGACGUUCCUUACUUCAACGCACCCAUAUAUCUUGAAAAUAAAGAGCAGAUAGGCAAGAUCGACGAGAUAUUUGGCAAUCUGCGAGAUUACUACGUGUCUGUGAAGCUCGGAGAGAAUAUUAAGGCUAAGAGUUUUAAAGAGGGCCAGCAAUUUUUCAUUGAUCCUGCCAAGUUGUUACCUUUGAAGAGGUUUCUGCCACAGCCGCCUGGCGCUAAGCGUGGUGGCGGAGGCCGAGGACGUGGUGGACCACGUGGGGGUCGUGGUGGUGGAUUUGGGAGAGGAGGUGGCGGUGGCCGCGGCGGCGGGGGUGGAUUCAACAGAGGCGGGGGUGGCCGAGGAGGUGGAUUUAACCGCGGGGGUGGCGGUUUCGGACGAGGCGGUGGAGGUGGGAGGGGAGGCGGCCAUAGAGGAGGCCGUGGGGGAUGGUAGCGUUAUCAACUAUAUAUUAGUAUAUGAAAGUAUUGACCGAGUGUUCAUAAUGUGUACAUUGUUGACAUGUGUUUGUGGAUGGCCCUCGCCAUUCAAAGAUUUGCUAAAAUAUCCAAUAUUUGUGGAUCUGAUUAUGAUAAUUUGCUAAUUAAUAGUAACUAAAAUUAUAUGAAUAAUUUUAUCUAUAUAUAUUAUAAUUAUUAAUUUAAUUAUAAUAUACCGACCCAUAAGAAAUUGUCAAACUUUACUGAGCAAACUCAGUCUCUCUCAAACCAUGAUGUUUGCAAAAUCACCAAUCAAAAUUAAUGGCAGCCACCAGAAGUCAAAAUAAAGAAGAUAAUUUACAUAAGAUGAAAUAAUAGCUACAGACACAAAUAGAGAUAUGUCAGAAUAAAUUAAACUUUAUUGUUAAAUGAAUACAAUUUCUUUUAUAACAAUAUCGAACUGUGAUAUUUUCAAUGUAAUGUUUGUAUGGCGAGGGCCAACCUAAUAAUGUUAUAAAUAAAACUGUAUUUUUAAU